GAGCUGAAAGAAAUUAGAAAUGGGGACCAUGGGAGGGCAGGGGAGCGUGUCCGUCUCCUCAGCUGAUGUCCGUGUACUCCACGUGUACAACGCCGCCGUAGUUCCCAUUAUCCGGCAGAGCCAAAGUAAAAACUAAAAUACAACAAGAUGGAAGCAAAGAGAAAGACAAAAGGCCUGAUUCAUGUGACAUGACAUCAUUCAAAAUAUUCCCAUCUCAUCUCUCAAUUUUCCCUUCUUAGACAAACCGAAGCUUAAAUGCCAGGAUGUUUUUAAUUUUUAUUUUUAUAGCUGUACAUGUACUCUACUUUUUUAGAGUAUUUUUAUUGGCUUGGCUUUUCGGUUGCUUUGAUACAUCAGCAACUGUUUCAUUUUAGAAAUAUAAUAUCUUCUUAUAUACACUUUGAUACCAUCGAAUCAUUGUCUGAAUCAGGAAGUCUUUUACUCUUAGGAUUUUCCGUAGGUCAAGGCUUAUAACUGUACACUAAAAUGUCAUUUUUAUACGCAACUCCUUCAAGGGUUUUCUCUCAAGAAUUCUAUAACUCUCAUCAUCCAUGGCUGUAAGCAUUUUUUUUCAACUUUUUAUUUCGUUAGUGUUGAUAUUGUGAAGCAGUUUAUAAUUAAUACGGUUUAGUUGUGUUUAAUUGAUCUCCUUGCUGAACGUAUAUACUUUUUAUUACCUUUUGUCUUCUAAAUUUAUCACUCAGAAGCCCUAGGACUGCCUUUUUCUCCUUUUCUUAUUUCUUUCCACUGUUUAAUAAAUGCUUACCAGAAACAACUAACUUCUUUCAACAUCCAUUAAAGAAGAGGGUCUUUUAGGUGGGGUUUGAUUUGGGAACUGCGCUCGCAUGUCCCCAGAUUUGGUGAUUGGGACAGUGAUAAUCUGCCUUAUACAACUUACUUUGAAAAUGCUCGUAAAGAAAAGGCUGGCAUAAGAAUGAACCCAAAUGACCCUGAGGAGAAUCCAGAGGCCUUCAUGUGCAUGAGGGGAGGCCUGGAAGGAAAUUGUCAUAGCCAGCCAGUUCAGGUUCCUCUUGUUGUCAAUUCUAGUAAGUCCACUUCGGCAGAUAAACACCACAUUGACGGACAGAGCAGGCAGAAUACUCCUAAUAGAAGCGGUUCUUAUGAUUAUCAAAAGACUGCUAGAAGCCAGAGUGCUAGAAGCCAUAGGAGAAUGGCAGCGGAAUCUGGCAGUGAAAACAGCUACUCUGAUCAUUCAUUUCUGCAGUCAAAUCAUCGAUCACAUACAAACUCUGGCCAAAAGAAAGGUCGAUCUGGGGGCAGUAGCUUCUCUGCAUCUGUCUCAGGACAUUCUAGAAAAGGAAGUGGAAGCUAUAAAGUUGCUGGUAAUGAACAGCAUCAUAGAACAGCAUCAAUACCAAAAUUUGGGGAAUGGGAUGAAACUGACCCCACAUCAGGUGAAGGGUACACUGCUAUAUUUAACAAAGUGAAAGAGGAGAAGCAAACUCCAUCAAAUUUUCCAAACGUGCCUCCACAACCGAGCAAUUACUCAGAUCAUCAUCAUCAACGUAGACGUCCAAGUUCUUCCUUUUACUCAAAGAUGUGCUGCUGGUUAUUUUCACGUGGAAGUGACUAAUACACAGGGAAUGGAAUUGCUUUUGUUCAAGUACUUAUCAUCAAAUUUUAAUUCUUUAAAAUCAUUUCACAAUUGUCUCUUGCUUUUUCUUCCGUAAGACGGGGAAUCCGCAGAUAAUUGUAGAUUACCAGGAAAAUAUUUUUAUUCUAUUAUUAAAAACUGAAAAUAGUAUGCUUUAUUUCAACUUAUAAUUAUUAUAAAAACAAUUA
Messenger RNA from Durio zibethinus, 1803 nucleotides. RefSeq names its product RPM1-interacting protein 4-like. The record is from RefSeq and is a predicted model, not a curated record. Gene Ontology annotation, cellular component: plasma membrane. NCBI's taxonomy places the organism in Eukaryota, Viridiplantae, Streptophyta, Magnoliopsida, Malvales, Malvaceae.